Toxorhynchites rutilus septentrionalis is the source of this 789-nucleotide messenger RNA. Its product is annotated as protein D2-like. The transcript has a single exon. The record is from RefSeq and is a predicted model, not a curated record. The coding region runs from base 72 to 701 and encodes 209 amino acids. Lineage: Eukaryota; Metazoa; Arthropoda; Insecta; Diptera; Culicidae.
CACUAACUCAGUUUUAAAAACGAAUUCGCCAAUAGCAACCGGCCGAUACAGUUUUCACAUUCAGUUCAACAAUGUCAAUUAGUCUGCUACAGUCGUGUCCCACCCUCACUCGUAGCAUUUUUGCAAGUUCUGUUCGAUUGUUCAGUUCCGCCAUAGCUAAGAGCAUGGAAAAGCAUCAAGUCGUUCCUGAUGUGAUUCCUGUGGCCCCUUCAGUGGUUGCAAAAGUUAGCUACCCGAGUGGUGUUGUCGUCAACGAGGGUAACGAGUUGACCCCAACACAGGUGAAAGACAUCCCAAAGGUAGACUGGGAUGCCGACGGAUCGACUUUCUACACUCUGUGCAUGACCGAUCCUGAUGCUCCAAGUCGUAAGGAGCCAACGUUCCGCGAGUGGCACCAUUGGUUGGUGGGAAACAUUCCGGGUGCCGAUGUGGCCAAAGGAGAAACUCUGUCCGAGUAUGUCGGUUCGGGACCACCGAAGGGAACCGGUCUGCAUCGUUACGUGUUUCUGGUGUACAAGCAGAACGGCAAGCUGAGCUUCGAUGAGCCGCGUUUGACAAAUCGCAGCGGAGAUAACCGUGGAGGAUUCUCCAUCAAGAAGUUUGCCGAUAAGUACAAACUUGGAAAUCCGAUUGCCGGCAAUUUUUAUCAAGCCGAGUGGGAUGAUUACGUUCCAUUGCUGUACGAGCAGUUGGGUGCUUGAAGCACCACGAAAGGUUCAAAUGUGAUGGAAUUAAAGCGCAUAGAAUGUACUGGAAAUAUACGACAAUAUAAAUAAACCUGUCUGAUAA